AUGAUAGCUAAAAGCAGUCAGUAUGUGAUCCUAGACUGGCUCAUGUACCGAAGAGGAAAAACCCAAAAUGGAGUUAAUCCUGACUGGGAGAAGAAAGUAAUUGAAUAUUUUAAGGAAAAGCUGAAGGAAAAUAACGCUCCGAAAUGGGUGCCAUCAUUGAAUGAAGUUCCCCUUCAUUACUUGAAACCUAACAGUUUUGUGAAGUUUCGCUGCAUGAUUCAGGAUAUGUUUGACCCUGAGUUUUACAUGGGAGUUUACGAAACGGUUAACCGAAACACAAAAGCACGUGUCCUUCAUUUUGGAAAAUACAGAGAUGUAGCAGAGUGUGGGCCUCAACAAGAAGUUGAUUUAAACUCUCCACGAACUACCACAUUGGAAAGACAAACUUUCUAUUGUGUUCCAGUGCCUGGGGAAUCUACGUGGGUAAAAGAAGCCUAUGUUAAUGCAAACCAAGCUCGAGUCAGUCCUUCAACGUCCUACACCCCCAGUCGUCACAAGAGGAGUUAUGAAGAUGAUGAAGAUAUGGACCUACAGCCCAGCAAACAGAAAGACCAGCAUGCUGGUGCCAGACAAGCAGGCAGUGUUGGUGGUCUUCAGUGGUGUGGAGAGCCAAAACGUUUAGAAACUGAAGCUUCUACUGGGCAACAGCUGAACUUCUUGAACUUCUCUUCUCCUUUUGACCUGAAUUUUCCACUGCCAGGGGAGAAGGGCCCUGCAUGCCUUGUGAAGGUCUACGAAGACUGGGAUUGUUUCAAAGUAAACGAUGUUCUUGAGUUAUAUGGCAUUCUGUCUGUGGAUCCUGUGCUAAGUACACUGAAUAAUGACGAAAGGGAUGCCUCUUCGCUCCUGGAUCCAAUGGAAUGCACAGACACGGCUGAAGAGCAGCGAGUGCACAGUCCUCCUGCCUCGUUAGUGCCAAGAAUCCAUGUGGUUUUAGCCCAGAAGUUGCAGCACAUCAAUCCUUUACUGCCUGCUUGCCUUAACAAGGAGGAGAGCAAAACCUUCAUUUCAGGUUUCAUGUCCGAACUGUCUCCCGUCCGGGCAGAGCUGCUUGGUUUCCUCACGCACGCCCUUCUGGGAGACAGCCUGGCCGCCGAGUACCUCAUCUUACAUCUCAUCUCCACAGUAUAUACAAGAAGAGAUGUUCUUCCACUGGGAAAAUUCACAGUUAACUUGAGUGGUUGCCCGCGGAAUAGUAGCUUCACAGAACACUUAUACCGAAUUAUUCAACAUCUUGUUCCAGCAUCUUUUCGCCUGCAGAUGACUAUAGAGAACAUGAACCAUUUGAGAUUCAUCCCCCACAAGGACUAUGCAGCCAACCGCCUCGUCAGCGGGCUCCUCCAGCUCCCCAGCAACACUUCCCUUGUGAUCGAUGAGACUCUCCUGGAGCAGGGGCAGCUGGACACACCAGGUGUUCAUAAUGUGACUGCCCUGAGCAACCUAAUAACUUGGCAGAAAGUCGAUUAUGACUUCAGUUACCACCACAUGGAGUUCCCCUGCAAUAUUAAUGUUUUUAUCACUUCGGAGGGGAGAUCACUCCUCCCGGCCGACUGCCACAUCCGCCUGCAGCCGCAGCUCGCCCCACCCAACAUGGAGGAAUACACCAACAGCCUCCUGGCCGCAGUGCUGCCAUCCGUGCUCAACAAAUUCCGCAUUUAUCUGACCCUCUUGCGGUUCCUGGAUUACAGCAUUUCUGAUGAAAUCACCAAGGCAGUCGAAGAUGACUUUGUGGAAAUGCGCAAGAAUGACCCUCAGAGCAUCACCGCGGACGACCUCCACCAGUUGCUCAUUGUUGCUCGGUUUCUGUCUCUCAGUGCCGGUCAGACAACGCUGUCUAGGGAACGAUGGCUAAGAGCAAAGCAGCUAGAGUCUUUAAGAAGAACCAGGCUUCAACAGCAGAAAUGUGUGAACGGAAAUGAACUUUAA
This is a messenger RNA of Puma concolor (puma), 1926 nucleotides long. Lineage: Eukaryota; Metazoa; Chordata; Mammalia; Carnivora; Felidae. The record is from RefSeq and is a predicted model, not a curated record.